Rosa chinensis is the source of this 1717-nucleotide messenger RNA. RefSeq lists its product as uncharacterized. The record is from RefSeq and is a predicted model, not a curated record. Bases 338 to 1456 code for a protein of 372 amino acids. Lineage: Eukaryota; Viridiplantae; Streptophyta; Magnoliopsida; Rosales; Rosaceae. The transcript has 3 exons.
AAAACGGGGUUUCAGUUUUCACUUUUUUACAGCUACGGGUAUCUGGGUAGGAUUUGAAUCUCAUAACCCGCUGCAAAAAAAUCAGAAAUCAAUAUUCAAUUCCCAUGUGAAUCGUCCCCUGCACGCUUCAGAACAACCUCCCAUGGCUAUUUCAUCAUAUCCCAAUCACCAAACCCCAAUUCAAUUCCAAAGACACAACCUUUCCAGCUCCUCUCCUCUCCUCUAAUAAACCCAGAACCUGAUCAGUCUCCAAUGGAGCUGCUUCAGUCCCUAAAGCCUUCACCUUUCUUCAAUUCUCACUAAACGCCGUACUGGGUUUUGGUUUUCAGAGAAGAUAAUGGACAAGAUAGCCGCGGAGUUACAGGACAGCGUGGUGGACCUGACCCGGCAGCUGACGGAGCUCCAGGCCCGGUAUGAGUCGACCCGGAACCAGCAGCGGACCAGAAUGCAAGGUCUGGAUCAGAGGGAGCUGCAAUUGCAGGCCAGAGAGCUGAGGGUGAAGUCGGAGGAGGAAGCGAUCGGAGAAAGGUGGAAGUGUCUGGAGAUGAGAGAGAGGAAUGCGGAGACACAUGAGUUGAAGGAAUUGGAAAGAUUAGAGCAUUUGGGUCAGCUUGAGAAAUCGGUGGAAGAGAGGGAGAGGUCUUUGGAUGAGCUACAUGAGUCGUUGGAGGAGCAGAGGAAGCAUUCCAGGGCACUGCAGGAGGUGUUGGAAGAGCAUUUGGGGUCGGUGGGCGGGGGGCUGAGGGUGAAGCUGAGGCAGUUUGAAGAGAAGGCUAGAGAAAUUGGAUUGGAGCUGAGUGGUGGUGAUGGAGGAUUGGAGUUGAAGAGAGAUGAAUUGGUGGGUUGCGAAAUGGGAGGUGGUUUGGAUGCAGAGAAGGUUGUGAAGCUUAUUGGGGUGAUUUGUCAGCGUGAAGAGAUUAUGAAGUUAUGUCAGGGAUUUGAUUCUGGGGAUAAGAUCCACGACAUAACAGAUGUUAUUCGGAUUCUCAUUGAAAGAAAGCAACUGAUAGAGGCUGUUAGAUUUAUAGGCACCUUCAAGUUAACUGACAAGUUCCCCCCUGCACCACUCUUAAACGAGUAUGUGGAGGAUGCAGAGAAGUGGUGGAGUGAAACUUUCAGUCAAAAGAAAUCACUUGAUAAAAAGGAAAAUGCUGUAGAUGACCGGAUAACUAAUCUAAGAGUUGUGGUUCAAUGUGUUGAAGAAUACAACCUACAGUCUGAGUAUUCACUAGUAGACAUUAUCAAUGACAUUUUGGAGCUUGAAAAACUAAAGGAGAAUCUGCAUUCGGUGGCAUCUCUCGACAUUAUGAUGAAAACUAAAGGCCCUGGGAAACUAAAGGAGAAAAGGGAGGUGGUGCUAUGUCUUCCAUCCUAUGAUGAUAAACAAGAGAAGGAAAUCUGGAGGAAACGAAGAUUUCGCACAUAUCGCCGUUGCAGAAAAAAAUGUAAUCCGUGAGCCAUUUCAGCUGCUAGACCCAUGACAUGGAUAGAGGACCAGUUGGGAUGUCUUGAAAACCAUAGUGUCACUGUUAUUAUGGAUGGAUUUAUAGCUGUUAGACAAUUGCAGGUUUUAACGCAGCCUCUCACUGGUAAACGCUCAAAACUCAUUUUAUGUCUGAAUCUAUUGCUUUUGGUCAAGCUUUUCCAUUAGGCAAAUGACCAAAUUGUGCAGAUUAUAUUACUCUUUUGAAUAAAAUGUAUAUCCUAAUUCCGAAGA